AAUCAACGGGACUCGAGUCUCGACCCGUCGCGGUUUCGUCAGCCGCUGCUGUUGAUAAGUGAAAUCAUUAUUUACUGAGCUGCCCGCGCGUACGUGCUGCAGCUACCAGUGAAUGAAUUGUUUUACCUGAUUAGCGUUUUUAGUGUGCCCCAGAAAUGUCAGAGAAAAGAAAAGGCAAGCGACGACGGGACGAUGAGUUCAGCUUAGAUCCCGAAACCGCGGACAAGCCGACAAAACAGGAAUACGCUGUUGCCAAAUGGUUGCGCAAAAACGUUCAACACAAAAAGACCAAAUUUGCCGGACAUAAUGUCGAGUAUUUCACAGGAAGCAAGGCGGUCGAUAGUCUCCUCGACUCGAAAUGGACCACCAGCGAGAAAUUGUUUUCCACACGACUUGAGAUAGAACUUUAUUUGGAUUCGAUGUUGAAACAUCAGUUUUUUCAUCGUGCUAAAAAAGUACCUAUUUCCGAUCAAGAACUGAAAGCGAUGAAAAAUAAAAAAUCUAAAAAAGCUGUUGAUACCGAUAAAGAAGACAAGAAAAAAACAGACAAAAAGAAAAAAGACAAGAAAGACGAUGAAAGUGAAGAAACCAGUAAAGACGAUAAAAAUGAAGAGGAAAAAAAUAAAGCCAGUGAAGGUGAACGUAAAAAGAAAAGCCGCAAAAUUCGAUUAGAAAUGCACAUGGAACAAGCUUUUGUUGACAACCUGGAUGCUUAUGUAUGGAUUUACGAUCCCAUUCCCUUUUAUUAUUGGGUUAUCGGAACUUUAAUUGUAUUUGGCGGGAUUGGGAUAUGUUUGUUUCCACUGUGGCCGCCACAAGUCAGGAUGGGAGUACAGUACUUAAGCAUAGCUGCGGCAGGUUUUCUCAUAUUCAUUAUUGUGUUGGCUAUCCUCAGAUUAGUAUUGUUUAGUUUACUUUGGAUUUUAACAACGGGCAAGCUACACUUCUGGUUGUUCCCAAAUUUAACAGAAGAUGUGGGUUUCUUUGCUUCGUUUUGGCCUAUUUACACAUAUAGUGUUUAUUCUAAGAAAACUCACAAAAAAGGCAAAAAAAAGAAAGAAAAAUUAUCAGACGACGAGGACGAAGAUGAUAAAAAAUUAGAUGAUGGUGAUGAAUUGAAAAAAUCAUCCGAAUCAGAAGCUGACGACAAAGCUUCAGAAACCAAACAAUCCGAACCUGAAAACUUAACCUCAGAUCCAAAAGCUGAUCAGUUGGAGCAUCCAAAAUCUUCAGAAGAUUCAUCUUCUACCGACACAGAAUCAAGUAGCCAGCAAUCGCAUACCGGUAAUGAUUUUGUGAUGGUGGACAAACAAGAUGCCCAAGACACGUAAUUAAGUAAAUGUUUCAAGUGCACCCCCGCUUUUGUUUUUUAAACAAAUAAUCUGUUGAUUUUAUUUUUGUUUUCAGAUAAAAAUAACAAAUCCCUUUAUUGAUGUUUUCCAAUAGCAUUUGCUAUUUAUAUGCUACCUAUAUAAUUUUAAAUUAAUAUCAAUAUAUGUAUUGUUUAACUGUUAUCCUAUUAUAACUUAUCUAAUAAAGUGCAUUAUUAUUUUUA
Adelges cooleyi (spruce gall adelgid) is the source of this 1555-nucleotide messenger RNA. It is a transcript of the gene Trp1, whose product is annotated as translocation protein SEC62. Gene Ontology annotation, cellular component: endoplasmic reticulum; endoplasmic reticulum membrane. The transcript is spliced from 8 exons. The coding region runs from base 156 to 1331 and encodes 391 amino acids. Lineage: Eukaryota; Metazoa; Arthropoda; Insecta; Hemiptera; Adelgidae. The record is from RefSeq and is a predicted model, not a curated record. Gene Ontology annotation, biological process: post-translational protein targeting to membrane, translocation.